This is a messenger RNA of Salvelinus namaycush (lake trout), 5599 nucleotides long. Its product is annotated as striatin-interacting protein 1 homolog. Gene Ontology annotation, cellular component: cytosol. The transcript has 21 exons. Bases 316 to 2706 code for a protein of 796 amino acids. The record is from RefSeq and is a predicted model, not a curated record. NCBI's taxonomy places the organism in Eukaryota, Metazoa, Chordata, Actinopteri, Salmoniformes, Salmonidae. Gene Ontology annotation, biological process: cytoskeleton organization.
UCCUUAUUCCCGCCAUGCUGUGUGUGUGUGUACGUACUGUGUUUGAGAGUGUGUGUGUGUGUGUAUAUGUCUCUCUAGGCGUGUGUGUGUGUGUGUGUGUGUACUAUGGGGUCCUGUAGUAAAAUGCCCAGAGGGCAAGCAGUAAUCAUGGGGUGAGGCUAAUGUCAGAGCGGCAUCAAAGACCCUUAACUGGAUAUGUACGUUAACCCACUCUGAAAUGUAGGGCAUGUUGACUCCUGCGUCCCUCUCGUUCAGUUUUUCCACUCUGACUGUUGCCUGUCUUUGCAUAGCCAUGCGGAAAAGAAAGCUCAACAAAUGUGGUCACCCAUCCGAGAAGGAAGAACAAGCUCCAUGGAGUCCCCUAACCUGGAGUUUGAGUACGGGGACACAGACAGCCUGACCACUGAACUCUCAGAGAUAUACAGUUACACGGAGGAGCCCGAGUUCGCCCUCAACAGGGACUACUUUGAGGAGGAUUUCAGGAGCCAUGUGCGGGGGAGGAGAUGGAUUGAGCUGGGUCAGGAACAGCAGAAGGCCUAUGUGAUGAGACUACUAGAUGCUCUGGAGGUCACUGACCGGGACAAGAGGCUGAAGGUGGCCCGGGCCAUCCUCUACCUGGCACAGGGGGUGUUUGAUGAGUGUGACACGGAUGCGGACGUGAUCCACUGGUCUCGCCACAAUGUGUUCCUGCUGUAUGACAUGGGCAUCUUCACCGCUCUCCUGGAGCUGCUGAGCAUGGAGAUAGAUAACAACCAAGCCUGCAGCAGCGCAGUGAGGAAACCUGCCAUCUCUCUGGCGGACAGCACAGAACUCAGGGUCUUGCUAAGCAUCAUGUACCUGAUGGUGGAGACCAUCCGUCUGCAGACAGAGGACGACAGGCCAGAGUGGAGAACUGCCAGAGAGGCCUUCAAGACUGAACUGGGUUCUCCUCUGUACAACGGAGAGCCAUUUUCCCUGCUGCUCUUCACCAUGGUGACCAAGUUCUGCAGUAUGAACGCUCCACACUUUCCCAUGAAGAAGGUCCUGCUGCUGCUCUGGAAGACCAUCCUGUUCACCAUGGGGGGCUUCGAGGAGCUCCAGGAGAUGAAGGUUCGAGGCAGAGAGAGGCUGAGCCUGCCCCCCCUACCUGAGGACAGCAUCAAGGUGGUCCGGAGCAUGAGAGCAGCCUCUCCUCCAGCCUCGGCAAUGGAGCUCAUAGAACAGCAACAGCAGGCCAAGAGAGGACGCCGCAGCCGCAGGCCCCUGGUAAAGCAGGACAGCCUAGACACAUACAACGAGCGAGACCCCUUUAAGAACGACGACGCACGAGACGAGGAGGAGGACGGCGAGGAAGCCGACAGUGGCAUCGAGGCGGAGGUGGACCCCCUGGACCGUGAUGUCAUCAUCCAGCCACCACCCCCACCGCCCCCGCUCAGACCCCCCACUGAGAGAGCGUCCCUCCCCAAGGGUCUGCCUUGGGCCCCCAAAGUCAGAGAGAAAGACAUCGAAUACUUCUUGGAGACCAGCAGGAACAAGUUCAUCGGCUUCACUCUGGGAAAUGACACAGAGACACUAGUCGGUCUCCCUAGACCCAUACACGAGAGUGUGAAGACUCUUAAACAGCACAAAUAUGUCUCUAUUGCUGAGAUGCAGAUCAAGAGGGAAGAGGAGCUUCAACAGUGCCCCAUGACCCUGGGAGAAGAGGAUGUGGAUGAGACGCCCACAGAGAUCCUGUAUCUGGGAAUGCUUCCUAACCUGUCUCAGUAUGUGAUUGCCCUUCUGAAGCUGCUGCUGGCUGCAGCACCUACCUCCAAAACCAAGACGGACUCCAUCAAUAUACUGGCUGAUGUGCUGCCAGAGGAGAUGCCGAUCACGGUCCUCCAGAGCAUGAAGCUGGGUAUUGACGUGAACAGACACAAGGAGAUCAUUGUCAAGGCCAUCUCUGCACUUCUGCUCCUGCUGCUCAAGCACCUGAAACUCAAUCACAUUUACCAAUUUGAGAUUGUCUCUCAACACCUGGUGUUCGCUAACUGCAUCCCCCUCAUCCUCAAGUUCUUCAACCAGAACAUCCUGUCUUACAUCAGUGCCAAAAACAGUAUAUGUGUGCUGGACUUCCCUCACUGUGUGGUCCACGAGAUGCCUGAGCUCACGGCUGAGAGCUUGGAAGCCGGAGACCGUAAUCAGUUCUGCUGGCGUAAUCUCUUCUCCUGCAUCAACCUGCUGAGGAUCCUCAACAAGCUGACUAAGUGGAAACACUCCAGGACCAUGAUGCUGGUGGUGUUCAAGUCUGCUCCCAUCCUGAAGAGGGCGCUGAAGGUCAAACAGGCCAUAAUGCAGCUGUAUGUCCUCAAACUGCUCAAGAUCCAGACCAAGUACCUGGGCCGCCAGUGGAGGAAGAGCAACAUGAAGACCAUGUCAGCCAUCUACCAGAAAGUACGACACAGGCUCAAUGACGACUGGGCCUAUGGCAACGAUAUCGAUGCGCGGCCGUGGGACUUCCAGGCGGAGGAGUGCGCCCUGAGGGAGAGCAUCGAGAAGUUCAACAGCCGUCGCUACGACAAGAACCAGAACGGCGAGUUCGCCCCGGUGGACAACUGCCUGCAAAGUGUUCUGGGCCAGCGUGUUGAGCUGCCGGAGGACUUCCACUACAGCUAUGAAAUGUGGCUGGAGAGAGAGGUGUUUUCACAGCCUAUCCAAUGGGAAGGCCUACUACAACAGGCCCGGUGAGGGGGGAGGACACGCAUACCAGGGACACAAGCCUACGACUACUGUGAUCUUCAUGUAAAUAUGUGGCAGAAAUAGAACAUCUCUUUGUAAUCACCUGUAUCCAUGCAGAAAUUGUACAGUAACGAUAUAGACAGUAAUAAUGAUGUCAUGGCAACUUGGCAGGAGCAGGCUCUUACAGUACAACUAUGUGGAAUACUGUCACUAUUCUGUCAGUCACGACAACCAAUCCAACCACUAUGUCCAAACCACCAGUACAUUUUUUUCUCACUCAAUUUGGUUCGCUUCUGUGCUUUGUGGAAUAAUUAAUUUUAUAUCCAUGGCAUGUCCUCUUUUGUUUAAUGAAGAUGUACAUUUGAAGUACUGGCACUAUAUUUAGUUUAUGUUGUAAUGUUUUACAUGUGUAUUUAUUUAUGAUCACAGCCAUUAUGUUUCAGUAUGUAAAUCUCAUAGCUGCAGAUGAUAUUGUGGUUGAUAUUUCUAGACAAAAAUGCCUAUUUGUAAAGAAAGUACUGUGUAUUAACAGGCUAACGAUUAAGUACCUUACUGUGAUUGUUUUCAAUUAAAAUAGCAAAGAGCAAUUUCUCAAGCAAGAAUUUUGCCAGGACUGUCUGGAGUUGGUCUGAGUAGGGAGGGGGAGAUUAGUGUGAUUGGUAGACAGGUUUUUAACUAAUUUACCCCGCCUAUGGAUGUCACCAGGCAGACAAACUCCAUCCUACCAAAACAGGAAGAAACAGCUGUUACAUUUAAAGGGCAUUAUCAUAAUUUUCACAAUUUCACAGUAUUAUUCCAACCUCAGUGUGGAAAUAUAUAUAAAACACAGGGAAAUCACGUUUUUGGGAGAAUUUAACAACAUUUCCCCUUUUCUAGAUUAAUAGUAUUUUAAUUUGUGUAAUCACAAACAGAUAUUUCUGUAAGUCAUUGACCAGAUUCAGCUGCGGGAUGAUUUUUCUUCUUCAGCGGAUGGUCAGGGUGCCGAAACAUAAUUACAAAUAAUUUGUAGACAUAAAAAAACAAACAGAUAUAGUAUUUUACAAAGAUGAUAAACUUGCUUACAUUUGUAUACGAUCACAUCUCUCUAUUAUGUGUGGGAAUACUUGGCAAAAAGAUUUCCAAAAUUAAAAUCACUUGGAGCUGAUUUCCUGGUGUUUUUAGAGUUUUUCAUGUCUAACAAUGAGAAGAAAAAAAAGAACUUGGGGGUUGUCCAAAUUCGGCCCACGGCCAGCAAGUGGGGGAACCCUGCUGUUAGUAGUAUGUGGUAGUUCAUUUAUGUUUAUAAAGGUCUGUGAUGCCUUAGGCCAGAUAGAGAGUUAAUAAAGGAUAAGGACACAGGCAAACUUUUUGAGGCUAAACUGAAGGGUUUGACCAGGGAUUUGGGAGGCUUGAGGGGGUUCAUCGGCCCAACGUGGGGAGGCUGUCUCUGGGUAAAUCGAUGGCAGUGUCCCUGACUCCCUCUGGAACUCUGAGGAGUCCUGUGUGCUUCACUCUCUGUCCUCCCAAAUGUGUCAUGGCUGUCUUGGUUUAGCCCUCAGUCCACCUCCCAACUUCAACAGAGCAGCACAGCAGCCCACCUUGAAUAACAGCACAACCACUGAAGGGCUACAAGUGUCCUUGUGAGGCGGAUCUCCCUCGCUGAAUACACAGUCGUUGUCACACAAUGGGGUUGAUUUUUAUGAGAUCUGUUGUCUAGUCAAUUUCUUUCACUGUAAAGUAGAACUACCUUGGGCUGUCAAGGCCAGUACGUAUUCUCCGGUGAGUGUUCUGUAACUUUCUCUCGAGGUUACGGAACAUUCUCUGAUGACACAAGCACAUAAGACAUGAUCACGGUCACUUUUUCAUACUAUCUAGUGUAGUCUUUAGUGUCUCUCUCUGGAGAAUUUGUGUAGUCGGUUGAGAUGUCCUUGGUUGUAUUAUCUUUGUAUUGAACAAUGAUUGUGUAACUGAAUUGUGCUUCUUUGUGGAAACUAAGUCUGCAGGGCUGCAGUUUCAUCUUUCAUAUUUAAAAGUGUAUUCUGAAAUUUGAUACAAUAUUUCAAAAUGUGACUUGUUCAAAUUCUGUUUUUAGAACACAAAUUCACAAAAUGUACUCCCACUCACCAUUUGGUAUAUGUAGGGUGUUUUGGUAAAUGCACCUACAUUAUUGUCUAUUGAGUCAGCACAGUCUGGAGUAUGUCUCAAAAGACAUGUCAAGUUUGUCCCACACAGGCGAAGAGAAAGUCAUUUGACCUUUACUUCUGGGUUUUCUUGAAUGCAAAAGAUUUAAAAAAACAACUGCUUAUCUUGAGGUUCUCAGGUUUUCAGGAUGUACAAUAAUUCUAAAGUUCAGGUUGUACAACUAUGGCUUCCUCCUCACUACCUAUACAGUAUGUAAGUAUGAAUGCAACUGGUGGACUUGCAAUAACAUGGUAAUAACAAUCUAAGCAUUGAAAAGUAGUCUACACUUGAAUUGGCACAAACAGUAACCUAGCACAAUGUUGAUAAUUUCUUUACACUUUUAUCCAGAAACCCUAACCUCAUGUGACAAAGUAAUGAGUGCCAGUUUUGAUUAUGAAUGAAUGCCUUACUCAGAGCACCUCUCAUUCAAAACAACGCAAUCUCUUUUUCUACCUGAAAUUGUACAAUCACUGGAAAUACUCUACAGUACAUGUAUGUUUGAGUUCUGGCACAGUUGGAGGAAGUGUUCCUAGAUGUGUUUUGCAGUGUUUGGAUAUUUCUAUUUGUGUUUUUGUCAAAAUUAUAGGAGAGUGCAAUAAUAAUAUUGAUUUUGUUCAGGGGUAUCACUGUCCUGUACAGAGGCAUUAUUCUGUUGAAAGACAUAUCGGAAGUUGAAACUUGUAAGAUAAUUCUGUCCAAUAUAUUCUGUAUUUUCUAAAUAAAGAGAUCACUGGUUUUAAUA